AUGCCAGAAGAUAUCCUGGCGGUGGAUCCGGAUGUGUAUCUCACCACCACUUACGGUGAUGAUUGGCAGUCUAUCCCAUCGGAUGAGUUGGCGUUUGAGUCUUAUGAAGCUGGGCACAUCGUUUCCCUGGUGUUGGAUUCAGAUAACGAAAAUCCACUCUUUCAGUCGCCUAUUCGUUGCAAGAACCCGCAGAUCCUUGAUCUGGGAACUGGCCAAGGUAAUUGGGCAAUCGAUGUGGCCGACUUCCUACCCCAAGGUGAGCUAUUGAACACUCCUUUGCAGCUCUUGCACAAAUUUCUGUCAAAGAAAUGCUUACCAUUCUCAGCAACCGUACGCGGUGUCGACCUCUUUCCCCCUCCAAUAACCUGGGUACCCCCAAACUGCAUCCUAGAGGUCGACAAUGUCCUCGAAGACUGGACCUGGAAUGUUCCCCUUGACUUAAUUCACAUGCGAGGCAUGACCGCGUCCUUUGAACCGCAAGAGUGGAACCGUGUCUAUCAACAAUGCUACGACAACUUAAAACCCGGUGGCUGGAUCGAACAACUAGAAAUUAGCGCUGACGUAUCUUGCGACGACGGCAGCCUCCCGGAUGACAGCAUCCUACACACCUGGGGACCAAUGUUCGCCGACUGUACCGCACGUGCCGGGCGUCCUAUUCCCACAAUUGAUACCAUGGAUACUAGCAUGCGCAAUGCCGGCUUCGUCGACAUCCACGAGAAAGAGUACAAGUGGCCGAUUGGACCCUGGCCGCGUGAUCAGAAGUAUAAGGAGGCCGGCACGGCUCACUACCAGCAUUGGCUUUCUGGUAUGGAGGGCUGGUGCAUGUGGUUGCUUACCAAAUUUGGUGCACCAAAUCCUUGGUCCAAAGAUGAAGUCACUGUCUAUGUGGCGAAAUUGAGGGCCGAGAUUAAGAAUCCGCGCUACCAUAUCUAUCAACGGGCACGUCGUGUUUGGUCACGUAAACCUUUCCCCGAAGAGCUUGCUAGGGAAGCAAGUGUGAAAACAGAGGGACCUCUUGACAUUGAUCCUCUUUAUAUCAAGCAAGAGCCCCAAGAAUGA
Messenger RNA from Penicillium nucicola, 1059 nucleotides. RefSeq lists its product as uncharacterized. Gene Ontology annotation, molecular function: methyltransferase activity. Bases 1 to 1059 code for a protein of 352 amino acids. Lineage: Eukaryota; Fungi; Ascomycota; Eurotiomycetes; Eurotiales; Aspergillaceae. The transcript is spliced from 7 exons. The record is from RefSeq and is a predicted model, not a curated record.